This is a messenger RNA of Gryllus bimaculatus (two-spotted cricket), 1331 nucleotides long. NCBI's taxonomy places the organism in Eukaryota, Metazoa, Arthropoda, Insecta, Orthoptera, Gryllidae. The record is from the annotation of a GenBank genome assembly.
AUGUGUCUGCGCAAUGGUGGCACCCUUGGAACGUUCCUUCAUAGGUUGAGAAUGGGAAGGGUUGGUCUCUUUAAUUGUGAGUGAGAAGCUAGACGAAACACACAUUGUGAAAAGUAAAAUUUUAUUUUAGUUACCAAUACUUACCAUGGAAGGUACCGGCUUGUGGACGUGGGUGCGGACGCAGCGGCAUGAAACGGCGCUGUUCGUGGCGGUGAGCGAUGGUCACAGGGCGGUGGUGGACGUGCUGCUCGCCGCGGGGGCGGACCCGGCCGCCGAGGACUACAGGGGCGCCAGCCCGCUCACCCAGGCCGCCGCCUAUGGGCGCGUGGACAUCAUCGAGAAGAUCGCCCGGGCAUGCCCCAGAGCGUUCCACACCAAAUCGGCGGCGCUGGGUCUGCGGCGCGCCGCGCUCAACGGCUGCAAGCCGGCGGUGCGUGCGAUGCUGGACGGGGGCGUGCCCGCCAACGCCCGGCCGCGCGGCCUGGCGCCCGCGCUGCUCGCCGCCGCAGUCUCCGACGUGGCGUGCGUGGCCGAGCUGCUGGCGUCGGGCGCCGACCACGAGGAGCGCGAUCGCGACGGGCUGACGGCGUUGCACUGGGCGGUGCGAGGCAACCACGAGCGGUCGGUGCGGCUGCUGCUGCUGUGCGGCGCGGACCGCAACGCCAAGGACAAGUUCGGGCGCGUGCCGGCCGACGAGGCGUGGACGGAGAGCAUGCGCGAGCUGCUGCGGCCGGUGGUGCGAGAGCCCUGCAGCAGGACGACAGAGGCGAAGACGCGGGCUGCGGCGUCGGGGGGCGGCAGGCGGCCUCGCCACACAGGCGAUGCGCCCUCAGCUAGCGCGCAAGGACUGCCGCCAAUCGAAUCGACGCGACUCGGCCAAGGACAGGAUUCUCUAAAUUUUAGAUUUUAAGCGGGAGUUUAAUUGAUAAAAUUGUUUAUCAUGUCAAAUGCGUGUGGUAAUAUUGCACACUAGCAGAUAUUAAAAUGUCUUAUUUCAAACAUUCUUAACAAGUAUCUUUAAUUUUUUUUACAGUAUUAGAAUACCCAUUUUAAGAUUGUCGUGAAAGUAAUGUCUUAAAUGUGCAUCUUGUAGGAAGCCGAUAGUGGUAUUGAAUUGUAGUAAUGAAGUGUUAAGACAUGUGUAUAGUGUGAAAGGAAACUCAAAGCAGGAGCGUUUUUGUGGAUAAAGAUUUUGGUUUGACAAUUACUUGGAGUAUGGCAUCGAAAAUUAGCAUGUAGUCUUAAAUCAUAAAUUUUCAGCUUCUUAAAAUUAUGUAGUAAUUUUUUUAGAAAUAUAUGCUUAUUCUUAUGAAACUAUUAGUUACAAUUUC